UACUACCCUUUUAGAAGGACUUGAAGGCAGCAAACACUUCUUGUUAUGUCAUUUUUCUACUAUGGCUGCCUCCAUCGCUCUCAUUCAAGGGGCCAGUAGAGGACUGGGGCUUGAAUUCUGCAAAAAUAUAUUAAAAAAUAAAUCACUCGCUUCUGUCAUAGCGACAUGCCGAAACCCUGACGGGGCGGCAGAGCUGCGGGGCCUGGCCGGCCAACACCCGGGCAGACUGACGGUCCUCCAGCUGGAUGUGAACCAUGAGGAGGACAUCCGCGAAGCUGCGGAGCGGGUGAAGAAGAGCUUCGGUCGGCUGGAUCUAAUCGUCAACUCCUCUGCGAUGCUUCACCCCUCAGGGAAAGGAGAGACUAGCCUGAGGGAUGUUUCUGCACAGGGUAUCAUGUCAACCCUGAUGACCAACACUGUGGGGCCCCUGGUCAUGGCCAAGUAUUUUACCCCCCUCCUUCAAAAGGGAGGUGGUGGCUUUGGUCAACAGCCUGCAGAAAAAGCCAAGCAGCACAGCGGCAUCAUCGUCAACAUCACAGCCAAAGUGGGAUCCAUAGGAGACAACGGUCUUGGUGGUUGGUACAGCUACAGAAUGUCUAAAGCAGCUCUCAACAUGGCCACCAGGAAUUUGUCAAUAGAGCUGGGCCGCAGUCGUCCCAAGGUGGUGUGCGUGUCCCUGCAUCCAGGAACAGUCGACACAAGCCUCUCCCGGCCUUAUCAUAAGAAUGUGCCAAAAGACAAAUUGUUCAGCACUGAACACUCUGUGAACUGUCUGAUGAGCAUCGUAGACACUCUGAGUAUCGAAAAGACUGGAAAGGCAUACAACUGGGACGGGGCUGAACUACCGUGGUAGAACUACUACUCUACUAGCUGUGCUGAGACUGUGCUGAGAUAAACUGGACAUUACACUGAAAAAUCUCUGGACUUGUGUUGUACAGGACCUUCCCACUGAGUCACAGACUAAAUAAUCAAAGACAACUCAGGGUUGAAAUCGACUUUUAUGUUGCUCAUGAUGUCAUCACAUCAAGACCUUAUGAGGCCUUAAGAUAUGAUGCAAUUGUAACUAUGCUUUUGAUCUAAUGUUUUGCCUUACUGUUGGCUUAUUUUGGUUAUAUGAAAAAUUUAAUAUCACACUAAUCUGGAUGAUUUUGUUUUGAAUUUGUUUUUUACAGUAUUAAUUAUUCAUGCAGAGUGGUUUAUAUUAAAGAGUAUAAAUUAAUUACAUAAACCUUGGCAAGAUAA
This is a messenger RNA of Mugil cephalus (flathead mullet), 1242 nucleotides long. RefSeq lists its product as uncharacterized. The record is from RefSeq and is a predicted model, not a curated record. The transcript has 4 exons. NCBI's taxonomy places the organism in Eukaryota, Metazoa, Chordata, Actinopteri, Mugiliformes, Mugilidae. Bases 62 to 853 code for a protein of 263 amino acids.